Messenger RNA from Pyrenophora tritici-repentis Pt-1C-BFP, 708 nucleotides. Its product is annotated as peroxisomal biogenesis factor 11. Gene Ontology annotation, biological process: peroxisome fission. Gene Ontology annotation, cellular component: peroxisomal membrane. The record is from RefSeq and is a predicted model, not a curated record. Lineage: Eukaryota; Fungi; Ascomycota; Dothideomycetes; Pleosporales; Pleosporaceae.
AUGGUUGCAGACGCUUUGGUUUACCACCCUACGGUAUCGCAUUACCUCAAGUUUGUCGCGACAACCGUCGGACGCGACAAAGUCCUACGUACCCUGCAAUACUUCUCACGCUUCCUAGCAUGGUACCUGUAUCGCACGAACCGGCCGGCAUCCUCGAUAGCGCCGUUUGAAGCAACCAAGAAGACAUUCGGCCAGACGCGCAAGCUGAUGCGCGUGGGCAAGUUUGUCGAGCAUUUCAAGGCGGCGGCUGUGGCGAGUGAUGCUAAGAGCAUGGACCCCGUGUUGAGGUUUACGGCCGUUGGGAGACAGUUGGGAUAUGCGUUUUAUAUGCUUUGUGAUAAUGCUUGUGUGCUCGACGCAACCGCCAUCCGCAAAUCCUCAUUCGCCCCCCGCCUCGCCCGCGAAGGCUACCGUGCCUGGUUCGCCGGCCUCUCCUUCUCCCUCGCCUCAGGCCUCUACUCGUACUAUAACCUGCUGCAGCGCCAAAAAACAAUCACCCAAUCUUCCGACCCCGAGAAGGUGGUCGAGACGAAGAAACUCCAAAAGGAACUCAUGGAUGUUAGGGUCCAGUUGUUUAGCGAUCUUUGUGAUCUUACGAUCCCCAGCUCCGCGCUCGGUUGGGUCGACUUUGAUGAUGGGUUUGUGGGGUUGGCGGGUACGACGAGUUCGCUUUUGGGCGUUUGGGGGCAGUGGAGGAAGACUGCUUAG